Plenodomus lingam JN3 is the source of this 750-nucleotide messenger RNA. RefSeq lists its product as uncharacterized. The record is from RefSeq and is a predicted model, not a curated record. NCBI's taxonomy places the organism in Eukaryota, Fungi, Ascomycota, Dothideomycetes, Pleosporales, Leptosphaeriaceae.
AUGACAUUUACAUCUACAUCUCGGCCAAAGCGUCAUGCUUCCUCACUCUUCCAUCGGAGUCCCAGCAGGCCAGCUUCGGAACACUCGAGCGAAGAGCGGCUCGGCCAGUACCCAGAGGUAUUCCAAGGCACCGACGCGGUAACACAGAACCGACGCGUGGCUCUGCAGCGCAUCAUCGAAGUCCACGACGCCCUCGAACUCAAGCAGCACUUCCAAGCCGCCACUUCACCGACCUCGGCAUGCAGCAGCAGCAGCCACCGCCAGCGAUCUGGAUCCUCGUCCUCGACGUCCAGCGACGCCUGCAUAAUCGACUUUAGCGACCUCCCGUUCCCAGACGCCGAAGUUCGCGCCUUUCGAUACUUUGUUCGACGCUGGGAUCCCAGUAUGCCUGCAGAUCCUGAAUUCGACCAGGCCAUCGCAUCUGCGCACCAUCAGUUUGAGGAAAUGGCAAUCAAGCAUUUCAUCCGGCGAGUAGUCUUCUGGAACGCGAGUGAAGAGGCCAAGGAGGAUAUGUCGAGGAGUGUGUGGAGGCGGAGGGGAAGAUCAAAGAGUCAAUUGAGCAGCAUGUGGAACAACGAGAGAGGGCGGACGGAGUUCUCAGCGCGGGAUCAACUCAAGGAGGUGACUACGCAAGAGGGGCUUGCACAGUUGCUGUGGACGCUGCUACACAACCGUAACAUUUCGCUGAAUCCUGGGUUAAAGGCCGAGUGCACGGAUGCGUUGAAGCGAAUGUAUGGUAUGAAGUGUUGA